AUGGCUAGAUGUUGGAUAUACUGUAAUCUUCAGUUUGAAUAUGGGAAUUCUCCUUCGGAAUAUGAUGUCUCAAUUGACACUUCGGAAGAAGUAGCUCCCUUCUCUCACGACUUGUGGAAAGCAUAA
This is a messenger RNA of Funneliformis caledonium, 126 nucleotides long. Lineage: Eukaryota; Fungi; Glomeromycota; Glomeromycetes; Glomerales; Glomeraceae. The record is from the annotation of a GenBank genome assembly.